UUGCUCACUCCGGCAUUGAGGUAGUUAACAUGACACGGUUGGCUUGGCUUUACGGAGAAGUAGCAGGAAUGGGACAGUCUGCCCUCAGUGUAGACUAUUACCAGUGAGAGGGAAAGAAAAAGAAAACGAUCGACGUAAACCAGCGCGCGUGCAACACCUGCCACAGAAGUUAAUAGAAGCCCAGAAUGUGUUAGUGUCAGGGUUUUUAUUCUCGAAGUGUUUCAGGAGACAAUGUCUUAUGGAAACAAAACACCAUCGAUCCAGCGCCAAGGAAUGUGACAUCUACAAUCGUGUCGACGCUGAGUGGACUAACCUGCAUUUUAAAGGAAAGGCACAAUACAGGGGCGUCAAUGACAGCGGGCAAGGGGAGCUAAUCCAUGCAGCUGUCAGCCCGCGGGGUAUUAAGCCUCCAUUCUGAAGAUUCUUGGACCCCUGCCAGAGGAAUCCAAAGGUUUACUCUGCUGUUUUUGCUAUGGAGACCACCCAAACCCUCCUCCUCUUUUUCUUGGGUUGUUGUGUCUGCAGUUGCCAUGCCAACGCUCGCUCUGCCCCGAGAGUCCAUCUGUCUUACAAAGAGCUGAUGGAGACACGGACGGCACGUCCCUUCUCCUUCUCCUUCAACACCAGUGACUACAGGAUCCUGCACAUGGACCAGGACCAAGGCCGUCUCUACCUGGGCAGCCGGGAGUACCUGGUGGCUCUGGACAUGCAGAACAUCAACAAGGAGCCUCUUAUAAUCCACUGGCCAGCCACCACUCAGAGGAAAGGAGAAUGCAAAAUGACUGGAAAGGGUGGACAGGGAGAGUGUGCAAACUUUGUGCGUCUUAUUGAACCCUGGAACCGCACUCACUUGUAUACUUGCGGCACUGGAGCCUACAAACCCAUCUGCACCUUCAUUAACAGAGGAUGGAGAGCGGAGGAUUACCUCUUCAGACUGGUGCCAGGAUAUGUGGACUCAGGAAAAGGCAAAUGCUCCUAUGACCCUCGCCAGGCCAAUGCUGCUGCUCUCAUCAAUGGGAACCUGUAUGCAGGGGUCCAUGUUGAUUUCAUGGGCACAGACCCUGCCAUCUUCAGAACCCUGGGAAAUCGACCAGCUGUCCGGACUGAGCAAUAUGAUUCCAGAUGGCUGAAUGAACCAGUUUUUGUGAAGAUCCAGCAGAUCCCAGACAGUUCAGAGAAGAACGAUGACAAGCUCUACUUCUUCUUCAGGGAGAAGAGCCUGGAUGCAGCUGGCGGCAGCAUCCCCAGUGUGCUGUCCAGGGUGGGCCGGGUCUGCCUGAAUGAUGAUGGAGGUCAAAGGUCAUUGGUAAAUAAGUGGACCACCUUCCUGAAGGCUCGGUUGGUGUGCUCAGUGAUUGGCAGUGAUGGUGUGGAGACAUAUUUCGACGAGCUGAGGGACGUAUUCAUUCAGCCAACUCAGGACGAGCGCAAUCCUGUUGUGUAUGCUAUCUUUUCCACCGCGGGGUCAGUGUUCAAGGGCUCUGCUGUCUGUGUCUACUCUAUGUCUGACAUCCGCAACGUGUUCAAUGGCCCCUUCUCCCACAAGCAUGGCCACAACUACCAGUGGACCCCUUACACUGGCAAGAUCCCUUACCCUCGACCUGGAACGUGUCCAGGGGGAACAUUUACUCCUGGUCUUCGCUCCACCAAAGAGCUCCCUGACGACGCAGUGAACUUUGUGCGGGCCCACCCCCUCAUGUACCACUCUGUCUACCCCAUUCACAAGCGCCCCCUGGUGGUCCGCACAGGGGUGGACUACCGCUUUACUUCCAUAGUGGUAGACCUGGUGGACGCUGUGGAUGGGAGAUAUGAGGUGCUGUUCCUUGGAACAGAUCGCGGAACUGUCCAAAAAGUGAUAGUACUUCCUAAAGACACCAGCACCACAGAAGAGCUGACGUUAGAGGAAGUGGAGGUGUUCCGGGUUCCAGCUGCUAUCAAAACUAUGAAGAUAUCAUCCAAAAGGCAACAGCUGUACGUGUCAUCAGAGAGGGGUCUUACCCAGGUGUCCCUGCACAGAUGUGACGUCUAUGGGAAAGCCUGUUCUGACUGCUGUCUGGCCAGGGACCCCUACUGUGCCUGGGAUGGGGAGACCUGUGCCCCCUUUACUCCCUCCACCAAGAGGCGGAGCAGAAGACAAGACAUCAAACACGGAGAUCCCUUGAGACAGUGUCGAGGGUUCAAUGCAAAAGUAGAGAAGCGUCUGAGUGAGACAGUGCAGUUUGGGGUGGAAGGGAGCAGCACGUUCCUCGAGUGCCAACCCAGAUCUCCACAAGCUACAGUCAAAUGGCUCUACCAGAAAGAUGGCAGAAGGAAAUUGCUGAACCGAGAUCAUGAAGUGCUGAAAACAGGCCACGGGAUUCUGCUGAAGUCGCUGAUUCACGCGGACAGUGGGCUGUACCACUGCCUGGCCACAGAAAACAACUUUAAACACACCGUGGCCCGAGUGGCGCUCCGCAUCCUGGACAGGGAGAUAGUAGAGGCCCUCACUUCCCCUGACGCUCCCCCUUUCGAGGAAUCACAAAAUCCUCACCAGCAUCGGCACCAUCCCCCUCCUCCCCCACCCCCCCCCUCACAUACUCCCCCCACAGUUCUGUCCCAGCCAGAAAUCCGCCUCAUCAACCAGUACUGCCAGUCUUACUGGCUGCAGCUCAAUCCCAACCUGCCCACCAAGCGCACCAGCCGCAGGCACGCUGAGGGCCAUUCUGAGCACGAGACCCCCGGUGGGGCCUAGACCACCUUCUCAGAGCUUGUCACUUGUCUGUCACUACUGUUAUUUCGUUCAGUCUGAAAUCGAUUUGUCUCUUCCCAACCUUCCUUACCUCACCUGGGCACCAGCAAAAAUUGAAUGUUUUUGAAGCAAGAUCCAUUUUUUUUGUUUUUGGAGGUGCACACAUUGAUUGGGUAAAGCCUUUGAGCCAAUGGAGGGAAGGGUUUGGCCAGAGGUGUUCAGCUAAAGAGACAAAAGUCUACUGAAUUGUUUUAAUUUCUUAUAUUAGUGUGGCUACUGUUGAGUUGGGCCUUGUAUAAAAAGAGAUAGUACACCCAAAGUAUACUUUCUCUAAAAAACAAGCUAAUGUCUUUUGGACCACUGCCUGUUUUUUGUAAUAUAAUAUUGUCACUCUCUGUAGGAUGUCCUAAGUUUACAUGAUCAAGUCCUACAUGGUAGUUACAGGGUGUGGAGAUACUCUAUCACAACCAAUAAUGUGCCAGUUGCAAGCACAAACUUUUUAUUGAAACUAUCACUUACAAACAUGCUGAUCACAAAGCUUACCUAAAAAAACAUGAACAAUGUGCACAGUAUAUUGUUGUGAAGCGGUUCUACAAGCGUGUUUUUACAAAAUACAUUUUCAAGAUUAUAAUCAAACUAUUGGGUUUUUGCUUAAUUCACAUAAUUUCAAUAGCAUGCCACAGAAAAUAUUGAUAUUUUAAGAAACUCCUGAUUAAUUUGACCAAAUAUGUUUUUAGGAGCCGACCAAAAGAGUCUUUGCUUCUUUUUAUUUGUUGAGUUGCCCCCGAAAGUGCUGAUGUCAGAAGGCUGGUUCAAUAUCAAUUCUUAAUUGAUUAGCAUGAUUUGGAUAGAAUGUACAUGUAUCACUUAAAGUGACCCCAUGAUGCUUCAAUCUACACAGCAAUUCACCAGUAUUUUCAACACAGACACAUUUUCGGACCAAAGUCUGUACCAUUCUUUAGCCAAGAUAAUAGGGAUUUUAAUGUAAAUGCUAUUACAGAAUGCUUGGUUUGAAUUACUCUGAAACAUUAACGCAUUUGCUUUUACUAUUGCUGCAAGGAGAAAAAUACUGGAAGAUUUCACUAUAUUCAUUUUCUCUGUUGUUGAUUUUAAUUGCAAUGCAUGCUUCUAUUUCUGUGGGAUCUAAAGAACAGCCCAGACACUGAGAAUUUGAAUAUGUUACCCACGAGACUGUAGUAUAGACUAUUGUUUGACAUGUGGACUGAAUGGUCAAAUAUUUUGUCCUACAGUGUAUGUUUACUUCUUUAUGUUCCUGUACACUGUAAAACCUGAUAAGCUACAUUUCUUAAAAUGUUUUAAUCAAAUGAGUUGCCUAGAGCCAUUUGAGUUGAAGAACUGGAUGACGUGUAGUUUUUCCAGUUCUUCAACACAAAUGGCUCUAGGCAACUCAUUUGAUUAAAACAUUUAUUAAAGAUUAAAGUUGAGAUUAAAUAUGCCAGGUUUUAUAGUGUAUGUCCUAGCUUUUUGCGUCUUUCAAGCGCAAUCAUAUCAACCUAGACUUCCAUAAUGAUUAUCAAUAUACUCACAGACACUCAUAAGCGGUCAUGUUUGUCAAACUCACAAUAUUCCCACUUUGUGUCUUGUGCUCCUGUCAGUCACAAUGUACAAAAUGUAUUAACCAUUGACUUUUUCAUGAUCCCAGUGCUCUCUCUCACCCACUCCAUGAAACAUAUUUAUUUUGAGUCUGUACAUAUUCCUGUAAGUUCUGCACUUUGGUGGUGGGAGUGUGAGGGCCGGGCUAUGAUAGGGGUGACAACGUUAUUGUGUGUAUUGAUUAACAGGACCAGUAUUCAUACAGUAGAAAAAGGGGAACUUCAUAUCACCCUUCUAAAUGUAUUGGAAGUGAUACUGUGAUAUGGAAGCAAGCUGACAGAAUACAACACUGAACCUAAACAAACCUGAAAUUAUUGACUGCCUGCAUUUUCACACAGGAUAUUCCGAUUUGGCCAUAGGUAUUAAAGAUACAUAUAGUUUUUUGCAUAGCUGUAGGGUUCGACGAAUCUACCUCUGGGCAGCUUCUGUGGAACAUCAUGUAUACCUGUAUAUACCUAUACAAAAUAACUCCAGAAAGCAAUCAAUGGCUUGGUACCAUUUUCCCUGGUUUGUGAAAUUAUCUAAGACUGAGAUGAGUGUUUAAAAUUAAGAGAAGGGUUAGACCACCUCCAUUUUGGUCUUUCAGAUGCCGCCUUUUCAUCUGUAUACUGUAGACUCUACAGUGUAGAGUAUACAUCACUAGCCACCCAGUGAGUGGCUUAGAUCUAAACAAAGAUGGGGACUCCAGAUUAAUGGAAUUAUGGAUUUGAGCACAAUUCACAACCAUUUUUGCAGGGAAUACUGUGUAUUGAGCUUUUGUUUGUCUCACUCUUUGGGAUUCUGUGUUUGUUGUUGAGAUAUAUUGAACUACAUUGGUGUUUAUUUACUGAUCAUGUGUAGACUAGAUGUGUUUGUGAUAGCUUAAAUUGUCAGGAUUGUUGUAAUAAAUAUUAUUUUAUUAUUAUUUACCUAUUUAAA
This is a messenger RNA of Hypomesus transpacificus, 5260 nucleotides long. RefSeq names its product sema domain, immunoglobulin domain (Ig), short basic domain, secreted, (semaphorin) 3Gb (gene sema3gb). Gene Ontology annotation, molecular function: semaphorin receptor binding; chemorepellent activity. Gene Ontology annotation, biological process: negative chemotaxis; axon guidance; negative regulation of axon extension involved in axon guidance. NCBI's taxonomy places the organism in Eukaryota, Metazoa, Chordata, Actinopteri, Osmeriformes, Osmeridae. The record is from RefSeq and is a predicted model, not a curated record.